AACACAUUAGCCGAGCCGAGCGGACGGCGGCCACAAUUUUGACCUACCGCGCUCCUGCCUCCCAAACCCAAUUCCAAAUUCGAAACUCGCCACCAGCCCCCGUGCACCAGAUGCCCGGAUCCCCACGGCCGCCGGGACCCCCUCCUCCGGAGGCCGCACCCGCGCUCGGUCCGUCCCAGCCGAUGGCCGCGCCCAGCGGCGGCGACGAGGAUGACGAGGAGUUCGAGAUCUGCAACUAUGACGGCUUCGUCUUCAAGCGCGCCCGCGGGCUCUACCCCGAUGUCGCGCCCUCCUCCAUCCAGGCGACGGGCCCCGACCCUGAGGCAGCCCGCCGCCGCGCGCUCCUCCGCCUCCGCGCCAAGCGCCUCCGCGAGCUCUCCCGCUGGGAAGCCAUCGCCUCCAACCUCCUCGUCCCGCUCCCCGCUCCCCGGCAACUUCCUCCCCAGGCUCCUCCCGCUUCACCCCGUCCAGCACCCGCCGCCGCCGCCUCGGCUUCCGUCCUCGACGACCUCAUAGCCCAGGCAGAGGUGCAGGCGGAGCUGCUCAAGAAGGUAUCCCAGUGCUGCGAUGAGAUCCAAAAUCUCUGCGACGCGCAGGAGGCGGCCGUCGUGGACGUCAUCGCCGCGCUGCCUGUAUGGGGCAACCCGAAGGACCUUAUCAACUCGUUGUGCAACAGUCCAGAUGAGCAGACUGCCCCCGGUGAUUUGGAUUUCAGAGAAGACAUGUGGCAGCACAAGCAGAAUGAAGAGAGUGGAGGCUUCCAAAGGUCUCAUAGCAGACAGGACAGAAGAGCUAUUGAGGCCGGAAGCUACAAUGGGUGCAAAGAAGCUGCAGUUCAAAGGAUAAAAAAUAAUGCUGAGGCACGAAAAAAGGGUCCUUACCAAUGCAAAAGAUGCUCCCAAUUUGACCAUACUGAGAAGACCUGCCGUGAAACCCCUGCUGAACUAGGUGAUGAGCUGCCUCCACCCAUUCUCGCUGAGAAUAGGAAGAUGAAAGUGGUAGCUAGCCCUUCAGGCUCCAAUAGUGCUGCAGCACAAGCCUCUAACAAAGAGGAAGAAGGCAUCAGGGAGCACAUCUACUCCCUCAGGCAUUCAAUCAACUGUAAGUCCAGGACUGUAAGUCCAGGACGGACAGCAAGGAAGGCAGCUUCUACUCCAAGAGCUCCAGACACAUUUUGUAGUCCAGGGCCUACAACCAGGAGAAGGGCAGCAGCACAAAAUGUGCCAUAAGGAGGCUGUGAUAAAUGCGUGGUGUAAGCGACAUGUUCUUCGCUGAUUGAUUUAUGGUUCAUUGAUGUAUGUUGUAAAUAUUGGCAUCCAUGUGUUGCGCAAACUUUGCGCCCUAAUUUCCAAUUGCUACCGAAGUGUCCUGUUAUGUUAGCUUAUCUUCACUGUGAUGUGAUCUCUUUAGCCAUUAACUGUCAUGUUGUGCUAUUUGUGAAAUUCCAACUCCAAAUUCCAUUCA
Phragmites australis (common reed) is the source of this 1464-nucleotide messenger RNA. RefSeq lists its product as uncharacterized. Lineage: Eukaryota; Viridiplantae; Streptophyta; Magnoliopsida; Poales; Poaceae. Bases 111 to 1229 code for a protein of 372 amino acids. The transcript has 5 exons. The record is from RefSeq and is a predicted model, not a curated record.